AUGGUGGGCUUCGGGGCCAACCGGAGGGGCGGCCGCCUGCCCUCCCUCGUCUUCGUGGCGCUGCUGGUGGUGAUCGCCAUCCUCGCCUUCAACUGCUGGAACGCCUCGUCCCGCCAGGCCCUGCUGCAGGAGGAGGUGGCGGAGCUGCAGAGCCAGGCCAAGCGCACCGAGGUGGCCCGCGGGCGCCUGGAGAAGAGGAACUCGGACCUGAUGGGCAAGGUCGACUCCCACAAGAAGCAGCUGGAGCAGAAGGAGGCCGACUACAGCCACCUGAGCAGCCAGCUGCAGGCCAGGGACGGCCAGGUGAAGAAGUGCGAGGACAGCAAGAUUAAGCUGCAGAACAACAUAUCAUAUCAAAUGGCAGACAUAAAUCGUUUAAAAGAACAACUAGCAGAAUUACGACAGGAAUUCAUUCGCCAGGAAGAUCAGCUUCAUGAGUACAAGAAGAACAAUACUUACCUUACAAGGAGAUUGGAAUAUGAUAGUCUGCAGUGUGGGCAGCAGAUCAAGGAAAUGAGACUGCAACAUGAAGAAAACAUAAAGAAAUUAAUGGACCAAGUUGUGCGUGAACAAAAGGCUACACAAAAAAUUCAGUCCAGUAAAGACACGGAAGUAAGUCCCAAUAACGAUGACCAGGCAAUAUCUAAGACUGAUCCAGAGGCAGAAGAUAAAAACACAGUAAAGAAUGAGCAGCCUUCAGAUCAUGUUGUAAAUGGCAAAGAGAAAAUCAAACCGGGAGGAGAUGCAGGCAUGCCCGAAAUAGAAGAUAAUGACCCUGCUAAAGCAGAAGAUACUCCCACUGCUUUAAAGAAGCCACUUAUUUCAGCUCCUAAAAGUGAAGGUCAUCAACCUGUUAUAAAUCUUCCAACUGAACAGCCCCAUGCUCCAAAUCUGGCACCAGGUUUGCACAGUGACAGUGAUGGAAAUGCUGAUAUUGCGAAGCAGAUACCUCCAAAUUCUCUCCAGCACUUAAAUUUUGAAGAAAAUAUGGAAAAUCAGAAAGAACACAAAAUUGAGACAGACCAUCUAAACAUUCCAAAGAGCAGAGUUAGUGACUUGCAGAAGAUGAAGCAAAGCCGAUUCUUUGAUGAGAAUGAAUCCCCUGUUGAUCCGCAGCAGGGUUCUAAACUGGCAGAUUAUAAUGGGGAUGAUGGUAACGUGGGUGAGUAUGAGGCAGACAAACAGGCUGAGCUGGCUUACAAUGAGGAAGAGGAUGGUGAUGGUGGAGAAGAAGACGUCCAAGAUGAUGAAGAAAGAGACCUACAAAAUGACCUCGUUGAUUAUGGCAAGCCACGCUUCAGCGACGGCGUCCUUUAAGGCCUGAAUGAAGCAGGAAGCGUGGAUGAGAAGAGAUCUCAGCUGAGGAACUGGAAGUGCUGCAAAACUGAACCAUUUCUACUUCAGUGUUUCUUACUUUAAAGGAAGCCAAUAAUAGAAAGUGAUGAGUAUACUCAAAGUCAGCGAAGUAGCAGAAGGAAACAGUGCUGUACAUAUGUACAUAGUUGUACUAUUGCAGAUUGUAUUAAAGCUACAUUUUUGUUGUUACAUCGAGCCAAUUACUUAGACUGUACCUUACCUGUAAUAAUCUUUACCUUUCAAACCGAUAUUAUAAAUACGGGCUGAAUUGUUUCUGCAAUUUAGAAGACUUUGUAAACUGGAGAACUUGUACAGUUUGUAUCUCAUGUAACAAAUACACUGUGGAAACAAUGUACAGCCAAAGGACUCCUUUUCUACAGUAAUACCUGUACGAGCAAAAAUACUCCUGCUUUUCUCACGAGUGCUGUGUUUUUGUAUUUUGCAGGUGAGCUAUCAGUUGAGAAUGAAAACAGAAUGUUUAAAAAAUUGCUCCUUCCUUAAUGUAACUGAGAAAAGGCUGUGACAGUCUUCGGAAGCAAGUACCAUUUUAAUUCUCGUAUCCAGUGACCAAAUCUCGCAGCUAGAGCUGGAAAUUGGUGAUGUUAGAAUUUUAAUAAUUUGAUACAUCUGAAAAAGUUGUGUAACUAAUAGCUGAUUUUAAAAGGUAAUAUAAAUAAUUCAGCACAGCUUGUAGGAAAUCUUUGUGUAUAUGUUAAAGAGAGCAAGUGUGUUAGUGAGAAACAGACAAGUCUACAGCGGCUUCGUAGGAACCUUAACAGCAGGAACCACCCUUACCCUCAGUAAAUACGUCGUACGCACUGUUCUACUGUCCAAGACCAUCCAUCCCGUGUCACAGUCACUCAAGUUAAUUUACAAUUUAAUACUUUGAUACAGAUCUCUAAACAUCUGUCAUGUUCCACGUUUUGAUUUUCUAUAUCGGAAGGUUUGUAAGUUAGAUACUUUUUGUAUUCUGUGUUUAAGCACUUUCUGAAUUCUAUGGAAAUGGUUCUGUUGAUCUACAGUAGUGAAAAUUAAGGUUAUUAACCCAGCCUGCUUCUCCAAAAGGGCUACUGUGAAAAGGAAUUCUAGGGCCUAUGACGCGGGUGAUUGUACUUUAUCUCUGUACUCAGGUUCCAAGUGGAAGUGACAGUCCAGGUUUACUCAAUGCUGUUCCGUGAACCUUUCAAAUCAAUUUCAGUGUCAUAGAUUUUUUUUUUUUU
This is a messenger RNA of Gavia stellata (red-throated loon), 2576 nucleotides long. RefSeq names its product golgi membrane protein 2 (gene GOLM2). The record is from RefSeq and is a predicted model, not a curated record. The coding region runs from base 1 to 1317 and encodes 438 amino acids. Lineage: Eukaryota; Metazoa; Chordata; Aves; Gaviiformes; Gaviidae. The transcript is spliced from 10 exons.